CUUUGAGUGUCACAACAUCCACGAAACUGUGCAGAAGCGCCAUCUCCUGGGACUUUUCCUGACUGAUUCCAGGCGGUGUAAAGUUCAAGAGGAAAAAUUUGCAGAAAUGUCGUCAAUUUCCUUUAAAUUCUACUAUGACUUGCUCUCACCACCUUCGAGAGCUCUAAUCACAUUUUUCAGGGUAGCAAACAUCCCGGCAGAACCCAUUCCAAUAGCUCUGAGGAAAGGUGAACAUCUUACAGAGAAGUACAAGAAGGAAGUCAGCAGAUUCCCUACCCUUCCCUGCAUCAAUGACAAUGGGUUUAGGCUUUCAGAGAGCGUGGCUAUUGUGAGGUAUCUGAAGAAUACCCGGGGAUUUGAUGAUUUUUGGUAUCCAGAAGAUCCAAAAGCUCAAGCACUAGUUGAUGAGUAUCUGUCAUGGACACACAAUAACAUCCGGAUGACUUCUGGUCUUUAUUUUAUCACAAAGUGGCGUACUCCAAUUUUGACUGGACAGAAGGCUGAUGAGAAGGAAGUUGCCAAACUUGAGGCUGAACUCUCAAAGACUCUAGAUAUCAUUGAGAAUAUCUGGCUCAAAGCCACACCAUUUAUCGCAGGGGAUAGUCUUUCUGUGGCUGAUGUCUUUGCGGCAUGUGAUAUUGAACAACCGAGAAUUUGUGGCUUUGAUCCUCUGAAUUCCCGGCCCAAUCUUACAGCAUGGUUUAGUCGUGUUAAGGAGAAACUCGAUCCAAUCUUCACGGAACAUCACAAAUUCAUCUACAAGUACGGUCAGCGGUUCCAGGAAGCUUCCAAACUCUGAAGGAACUGCGCCGGCGUGGAUUCCAUGAGUUCCACAGGCCAGGUGCUUUUGAUUGUCAAUGUGACCAUGGAUAUUUUGGGGUGAAGGAAGGGAAAAAACAAGUGGUUUUAAAUUAAUAAAAGAGCAUCAGUGCGAACUGAUAAGACUUCCGA
Messenger RNA from Phlebotomus papatasi, 951 nucleotides. Its product is annotated as glutathione S-transferase theta-1-like. Gene Ontology annotation, molecular function: glutathione transferase activity. Lineage: Eukaryota; Metazoa; Arthropoda; Insecta; Diptera; Psychodidae. The transcript has 4 exons. Gene Ontology annotation, cellular component: cytoplasm. Gene Ontology annotation, biological process: glutathione metabolic process. Bases 107 to 799 code for a protein of 230 amino acids. The record is from RefSeq and is a predicted model, not a curated record.